Molecule: messenger RNA, 5955 nt
Organism: Stegostoma tigrinum
Lineage: Eukaryota; Metazoa; Chordata; Chondrichthyes; Orectolobiformes; Stegostomatidae
Gene: mcoln1a
Product: mucolipin TRP cation channel 1a
Exons: 14
Coding region: 150-1859 (569 amino acids)
Cellular component (GO): lysosomal membrane; plasma membrane
Molecular function (GO): NAADP-sensitive calcium-release channel activity
Source: RefSeq, a predicted model, not a curated record
GGCCCCCUCGCCGGUCACGGGUCGAUGGCAGCGGCCUGGUGCUGUGCCUCCGGAGCUCCCGGCUGUGGGAGUGUCAGCUGCCUGUGGAUGACGGAGUGAAGGCCGAGAAUUUGUGGGAGCGGGUUCGUGCUCUGUCAGCAGCCGGUACCAUGGACGGUGAUAGCCGGACUUUAGAAACUGCAAAGCUGCUGGCUCCGGUGAACAGCUAUGGCUCCCAGGGCAGUGUCCAUGACCUGGGCCCUCGGCGCUCCCUUCCAUCCCAGGAGCAAGAGGAAGAACUGAGGAGGAAACUAAAAUAUUUCUUCAUGAGUCCCUGUGAUAAGUUCCGAGCAAAAGGCCGAAAACCCUUCAAACUUUUCGUACAAAUAUUGAAGCUCAUCGUAGUCACAGUGCAGUUGAUCCUGUUUGGGUUGAGUAACCAAAUGGUGGUGGAUUUUACAGAAGAAAACACAAUGACAUUUAAGCACCUCUUCCUGAAGGAUUACACAGAUGGGUCGGAUGAUUCCUAUGCUGUGUAUACACAGAAGGAUGUCUAUGAUUCUAUUUUCUACACUGUUGAGCAGUACCUGGCUCUGCAAAACCUGACUCUGGGACGGUAUGCCUAUGUGUUCAGCAGUGACAAGAAUCACACUGCUCUGCAGCUCUGCCAGCGCUUUUAUAAGAAGGGCAGCAUCAAUCCUGCAAAUGACACCUUCAACAUCAACCCACGGGUGAUAACCGAGUGUGUGCGUGUGAGUCCCACAUUACACAUCGAUCCGAAAGAAACGCCACAAUACAGGAACAUCACACUAAAAUUCUACAAGCUAAUAGAUGUCUCCAUACUGUUUAAACUGAAGGCCAUUAACAUUCAGACCAUUAUCAACCAUGAAAUCCCAGAUUGUUAUACAUUUCAGAUUCUUAUCCUAUUUGAUAAUAAAGCGCACAGCGGCCGGAUAAAGAUCACCCUGGAUAAUGAUGUGGUUAUUAACGAAUGUGUUGAUCCCAGUGUUUUUGGAUAUGCUAAUAGUGAUGCUGGCCGAUUGGUCUUUGACAUUUUUAUCAUCUUAUUGUGCAUGCUUUCAUUUGUCCUGUGCACAAGAUCGAUCAUCAGAGGAAUCAUGCUACAACAUGAAUUUGGGAAAUUCUUCCUGCUGAAACACGGGAAUGAGGUGUCGUUCGCUACUCGCAUGGAGUUUCUCAAUGGCUGGUACGUUCUGCUGAUCGUCAGUGACAUUUUCACCUUCUUGGGGACAAUCAUGAAGAUCGGAAUUGAGUCCAAGAACUUUGCAUCCUAUGACUUGUGCAGUAUUUUACUGGGAACCUCGACCCUGUUGGUUUGGGUUGGAGUUAUUCGCUAUCUGAGUUUCUUUCAAAAGUACAAUAUCCUCAUCGUGACGCUCCGAGCUGCUUUCCCCAAUGUCAUCCGGUUCUGCUGCUGUGUGGCUGUCAUUUACAUGGGUUACUGCUUUUGUGGCUGGAUAGUGCUGGGGCCUUAUCACGACAAGUUUCGGACGCUGUCUAUGGUCUCGGAAUGUUUGUUCUCGCUCAUCAAUGGGGAUGACAUGUUUGUAACAUUCUCUCAAAUGCGACAGAAAAGUACGCUGGUGUGGCUGUUCAGCCAAUUGUACCUAUACACCUUCAUCAGUCUCUUCAUCUACAUGGUCCUCAGCCUCUUCAUUGCCCUCAUCACUGGCUCCUAUGAAGCCGUAAAGCACCAUGGGAUCAGUGGGGUCCAUCCCCUGGAACUACGUGAAUUCAUCGCUGAGUGCACAGACGCUCCAAGUUCUGGCAAAUUCCGGGAGGUGGAGAGUUCGGUCUGCUCCUUUUUCUGCUGCUGUGACAGGAUGACGACUUACGAGGACACCCUGCUGGUGAACUAACUACAGCAUCUGCUCCAAGGUGCUGCUGGGACCUUGUGCGGUGAUUCCAGCUGGCCAUGUGCAGCAAACAGCAACCGAAACCUUCCAGUGAAAUGGCUAGAUCAGCAAAGGCUCUUCCCAUUGUUAGCUCAAAGGAACACUCAGAUGGAAAUCCCUUCCUCCAUUUAAUUGAUGAAAUGAGUGGCUGGCUGGCACGUUUAUUGUAAGGAAGAAUAUUUUCACUUAGAGGUUUUAAUUUAACAUACAAAGGGAGCAUUACUGUAAGACAAUCCAUGUUAUUUAAUUAAUUCAAUGACUUGGCGUUGAAAUCUUUCUCUUCCUCAUAUUCCACUGGCUGGAUAGGAAAUGACAUAGACUUGACCAGAUGGCUAUUGCUGGAAGCUUGAAUCAUUAUCCGACGUGUUGAAAAGCAUUCUCUGCUAAAUCCUUUCCUUCCCCGACUCGUCCUUCUCUGACAAUAAUCUUUUCCUCCUUCCAGCCACCUCAAUGAACUGGAUUAAUGUGUUGGUAAACAGAAGCCAUGUAGUCAACAGUGUUGCUCUAAUCCCAAAAAUAAUCAGUCUGUUGGCCUUUCCUCAUUGUGAACCUGUCCCAUGAUUCACUUGGAUUCCUGGGUGAUCAAUCCAUCAACUUCUGUUUACAUGGUACUUCUGUAAUCUUAAAGACUCUGAUUGCACCAUGCUUAAUCUUCUGUCUCUGGACCUGUAUAUUCAACUUAAUCCUUUUAGUCUUGCUAUCAUGCUGGUAAAAGUGCAUUGUAUAAAUCUGAGGCCAGUGUACCCUUCAUUGUCAGGGCUGAAUGUAUUAUGUCCAAUUUUUGUUGGCUAUCUAGGUUUUUGUUACUUGUUUUCCUACAAGUCCAGUCGUCAUCUGGAAAGUCCUGUUGUUCAGGGGACUGUUUCUGCAUUGUAAACAGGUCACUUUGCAAGUCCGUUUUCUGCCCUCUGUGAGCUAUAGUCACUGGCCUAGCCCAAUGAUCUGGAGGUGGCGAUGGACUGAGGGCAGGCCUAGCAGCAGGGAAUGCAUGUUGUACAGUAAACAGUCUGUUUACAGAAUCUGUUUAAGCUGUGCGCUACAGCUAAUAGUCUGCAGAAUCUAUUUUUUUUAAAAUAGCGCUUUCUGGUGAUGGCUGUAACCAAAGGGAGGGUAAAUUCUUUCCUGCCCAGAGAGGAGGUUAGUUGUGUAAAGCAAAUUAUGUGUAAAAACCAAUGAGUUGCUGUGGCUGUAUGGACGUGAUUGAAGGGCAGUCUGUCCAAUCAUCUCUGUUCUGACUGAGAUUUGUGUUGUGAUAUGUUUCCACAGAAAAGAUAACAUUUAUUGAGGUGCUACAGAGUGUAUUCACACAGCACUUGCCCACAUCCUCACCCAGUUUGUCUUAAUUCAAGGCCAUUAAAUCUCGUGGCACUAAUACAAUGAAUUUCCGCUGCCUCUAUUGAGACAAGGAGUCCCUGUGUACAAAAUCAUGUCCAAAUCGAAGCUCUGAUACAAGUGGGAUCACCACCUGCAAAUGAGCUGCUAGAGCUAAGAGACUGAAAAAUUGAGGUCUAAAUUUCCUUUUAGGAAAAGGACAAGUUAAAAUAGUCAUAGAUCUGUACAGCACGGAAACAGACCCUUUGGUCCACCUCAUCCAUGCCAACUAGAUUCCUAGAUAAAUGUAGUCCCAUAUCCCCCUCAAACCUUCCUAUUCAGGUACCCAUCCAGAUGUCUUUUAAAUGUUGCAAUUGUAGCAGCCUCCUCCACUUCUGGCAGCUCAUUCCGUGCACACACCACCCUCUGAGUGAAAAUGUUGCCCCUUAGGUCCGUUUUAAAUCUUUCUCUUUGCACCUUAAACCUGUGCUCUCUAGUUUUUAAACCGGCCCAGCGAAAAAGACUUUGUCUAUUUAACCUCUCCAUCCCCUCGUAAUUUUAUAAAUCUCUAUAAGGUCACCCCUCAGCCUCUGACGCUCCAGGUAAAAUAGCCCCAGCCUAUUUAGUCUGUCCCUAUAGCUUAAACCCUCCAACCUUGGCUUCACUGAACUCUUUCAAGUUUCACAACGUUCUUCCUAUCAGCAGGGAGAACAGAACUGCAUGCAGUAUUCCACAAGUGGCCUAACCAAUGUCCUGUGCAGCUGCAACACCAUGUCCCAACGCUAUAUUCGAUGCACUGACCAAUAAAGGCAAGGGUACCAAAUGCCACCUGCCUACCUGCGGCUCCACUUUCAAGGAGCUAUGGACCUUCACCUCAAGGUCUCCUUGUUCAGCAGCAGCCUCCAGGAUCUUACCAUUAAGUGUAUAAGUGCUGCCCUGAUUUUGAUUUUGGUUCCUUUUUCAGGCUACGCCAUACAAAGUGGAAGUAUGUUACAAUUGUGAGAACUUGAACUGCAGUUAGCCUGCCCACCGAUCUUUCUUUUUGCCUUGAGUGGAGUUUUGAGUGUGCCAGGAAGCCCCUGUAUAACCUGAUUUGCCUGCAAGUGCACUCUGUCCAAAGAAACGCAGUAAUGCAAUGAUGCAGUGUAUGUGCCGUGCAUUGUACAGUAAAAGGGAUCGAACAGCAUUGAGAAUUAGGCCCUGGAAAAGCUCACUAAAUACUUUGGGCUCAGUGUGUGCUGUCUUCAGGUAAGUGUGACGCAGUCAGACGGGGCCCGUCUGUUCCCUUGUGCUGCUGUGUGAAAUCGCAGACCCUCUCCAAGGCCUUUGCUGUUUCACUGAGAGGAGGAGGUGGGUGGGUGGUGUACAUGAGUAUUGAUUGGACUUUUCAGGGCAAUAACCUUCCUUUACUUGUGUUGAUAUGUUUCCCUGAUCCACGCCUCUGUUGCUGGAGGGGGUUUUACUAGCCCUGUGCUGCUUGGUUAUUAAUGGUUGCAAAUCCACAUGGCUUCCUACACUUUCCGCUCACAAGAACUGGCAUCUUUCUGGUGCCAUCUCUGUUAGCACAGACCACCCCAGUGCAAUGUUCCUUGUCUCUUUCCGCCGCUACACAUUCCAUCCUCAAAUAUUAAAGAGUGGUCUGGUAAACGAUAGUAAAGCAGUCUGGUUUCAAAAGUGUUAAUAAAUUGUUUUCAAACACACUUAUUCAAGAUAUAAUUGCGAGUUGUUCUGCUGUGAUUUUGCACUCUAAUUCCACUCCAGUCAGUUGACACAUUCAGACAACAUGCAGCAAACCCACAGUUAUCAUCUGGAACUUUACCUUAUUGUGGAUUUUUCCGUUCUUCAGUGGAAAUGGCUGUCAACUUCACUACAACUGGAGUUUCAUAACAGACUUGUUAUGAUUUCACUAAUUCAGCAUCUGACUUGAGAUGUGGUUAACAGCUGUGACUUGUGGUGCGUCGACUCUGGUUGCUCGCUGCUUCGUUUUUAGAGGAAGAAUGCAGUGGGGCAGUGUUUAGGAGCUGAGGGGCCAAAGGAAGGCUAUGGUCUGUGUCUAGGUUGAGGGUUCGUUGGGUAUUAUGCACUAAACACCAGCAUGACACUGUCAGAUUCUGGUGAUAUCUGGCCAGCGUGACCUCCCUGAGAUACUCGCCCGAGGCUGCUAUCGGAAUUAAUUCCUUCAGACAGUGGGGGAGAAAGAAGAUCUAUGUUAAAAACUGAGGGCAUCAGCAGUGCACAACAGGGCUUGCUGAGAGGAAGAGAGGACAAGGUGACAUUGGACUAACCUCCUUGUACUGUAGAAGCAGUCUGCUUCUAAUGUACUGUGGAGUUCAGUUGUGAAAUAAAGUCUGCUCCCCACCCUGGCACCUCGGAUAUUCAGGUCUAUACCUGAACUACUCAUAUACUGACAGACCUGUGUGUUAUCCUGUAUUGUGCAGGAGUUUACACCAUGUCUAGCUCUGUAUGUGGAAGCACAGUAAAUUGUGUAAAUUGGGAUCCAUGUGUUGAGGGUUUUAUACUUCACUAAAACAGGGUUCGCUCCACUGUUUGUACCAUUGUUGUUUUAGACUGUUAGCGUACGCAGUUAUAUUGUUUUUGCCUUGAUGAUGUGGGCCAUUUUGUUGACAGCACAUUUUCCUGUGUUGCCCAGAACUCGAGUUGUCCUUUCUGAGGUAAUAUAACAACCUGUGUACAAUUUCCUAUUUUAAGCUGUUUCCAAUACGCACAAUAAUAAAUUUAAUCUAAUGUA